Metarhizium robertsii ARSEF 23 is the source of this 483-nucleotide messenger RNA. Its product is annotated as Cytochrome c oxidase biogenesis protein. The transcript is spliced from 2 exons. Gene Ontology annotation, cellular component: mitochondrion. NCBI's taxonomy places the organism in Eukaryota, Fungi, Ascomycota, Sordariomycetes, Hypocreales, Clavicipitaceae. The coding region runs from base 1 to 483 and encodes 160 amino acids. The record is from RefSeq and is a predicted model, not a curated record.
AUGGCCACCGACAAGCCCGACGUCCCGGACCAACGCGCCGGCGUGCCCUCGAGAAAUCCCCUGCCGCUAUCGGCCUCGCAGGAGUCGCAAGUACGAGACAUUUACUACGCCCGGGUUCGCAGCCAGUGUGCCGAAGAGAUCAAAGCCUUUGCCGCGUGCGCCCUCGGCCGCACCCUCACCGUGUCCUUUGCCUGCCGGGCCGAACACCGCGUCAUGAACAACUGCAUGAAGCUGCACGCGACGCCCGAGGAGCACGACGCCGCGCGCGAGGAGUGGUUCGCCAUGCGGAUGGAGCGGCACCGGCAGCGCGAGCGCAAGGCCAAGAUGGCCGUGGCCCAGGAGGAGUUCCUCCGCGAGUGGUGGGGGCUCCCGGAGGAGGUGAGGGCGUCGAGGCAGCGCGAGCUGGAGAAGCUGGGACAGGCGGAGAGGGUGGGUGGGAUGACGGCCAAGGACAGGCCGCAUGGCCCUGAUGGCGGCAGAUGA